UUCUCUAAAAAUCCUAACCUUCUCCGCCCCUGUUCUUCGUUUUUUUUGGUGAGAUCUCUCAGAUCUUUGGGGUUUUCGCUCAAAAUUGUUCUCAAACUUUAACCGGAACGACAUUCCGGUGAGAUCCCCUCUAGUUUUGUCCCCUUUGUCGUCCCAAAUCCCGGUUGGUAAUCGAUUCUCUGGUGAAAUUUUUUUGGGGAUAAAAUCGGAGUUUUAUUAGGGUUUUAUUAAUUUCUUAAUGGGAUCCUCUUCCUCCAAAUAUCUUCCGACUUAUUCGGUUGGUACUUCUGGGCAACGAAUUCCUGACUCAAACUGUGAUUGGGGCUCGAAAUGCAUUUGUCCCAACAACGAGCACUCGUAUUCUGGCGAGUAUCUGAAUAAUUUGAGGUUGGCCCAGAAGGAGAACACGAGUACCCGAAAUUAUCUCAAAGCUUGGUUUGAGAAAAUGGAAGUGGAGCCUGGUGAAGAGGUGGAGUCCAAAUACGACGAUCGAGUCCCCACACCAGCAGAUCUGAGAUUCUUUGGAGGAGACGAAUCUGAUGAGGAACCCAAUCACUCUGAUUCAUUCGACCUAUACUAUGUGGGUGAGUGUGAGAACACAACUGCUGGUCCAGAGGUUUCUGAUGGGCAAUGUUCGGUUUCGUCCCCAAACGUGAAGGAAGAUGAAAUAAAAAAAAAGCCACCUAAGGGUGUUGAUGAUGCUUAGAGAUAAGUGUGUCUUCUAUAAACCCUCUUUUAAUUAUAUUUGGAUUGCUGGUUAGCUGUGGAGACAUAAGGUGGAGUAGCCAACAACUGUGAUCUGUUGUUGGCAAGGGGUGUUGUUGUUUUGUUGAUGAUGUGAUAGGGUUUGGAGUGUAUUCAUGUCCUCUAUUAUUGCCUUGUUGCUUGAAACAUGUUGCCUUGUUGAUUGAUGAAUGUUGCCUUGUUGAUUGAUGAAUGUUGCCUUGUUGAUUGAUGAAUGUUGCCUUGUGUGCUUGCUGAUUUAAUAAUGUUGCCUGUUGAAACUGUCAUAUGUUUGCUGGUUGAUUAGUGUUGCCUUGAGAGGGGUGAAAGCAUAUGGGAUGGGUUUAUGAAUAAAAUUUUAACAUGUGAUUGGAAAAAAACAGUUUCAUUAAAGUCCCCUCUUAUUGUUUGUCUUUCCUGAAUGCUUGGUCUGUGAUGUUAGGGUUUGAAUGAGGUCUAUGAUGAGUCUUUCAGUGCUGAGAAACUAUCCAUGUUUCAUAAACCACAGUGCGCCAUUAGCAUCCAGCCGUAGGCUGUAUGAGGCUUUUGUGUGCUAAUGGUUUGUGAACAUGGUGUGGUUCAAUGAAGCUUGGGGACAUCUGAGACCAAAUUUAACAUGAUGAUGAGUCUUUCAUAUGCUGAGUCUUUCAUAUGCUGAGAAACAAUUCAAGUUACAUCGAUGAUGAGUCUUUCAUAUGCUGAGAAACAAUUCAAGUUACCUACACUCACUCGUGCUGCCAUUAGUAUCAGUGAUGAUGCUUCUCAGGCGCUAAGUGUGUGUAGGUUGAAUUUGUUUCAAUGAUGCUUGGGGACAUCUGAGAUGAAUUUUGAUGUCAUGCAUGUUUUACUUUUGUUAGUUAGGUGGUCCUUCAAAGGGGAUUGACUUAUUUUUAAAUAUCCAAUGCGAUAGUUCACAAUUUGUCAAUUCCCUUUGGAAGGACCACCAUGACACUUAAACAACAUGUUUGAUUGUGGUGUUAAUGAUAAUCAAUGAUGUUAAAGGUUGAUAUCCUGAGAUUUAUGUUUCAAUACUUGUCCUUUAACUCCUUUUGUCGAAUGGAGUGAUUGUCAUUUCACAUGAUCAGUAGUGAAUAUCAAUCAUUCCGUUCGGCAAAAGGAUGUUAAAGUUGAGAAAAUAUUGAUACAAUAGAUCAAUGAUGCUAUUCAACAACUCUGAGAUUGGAACCCUAAUGUUUGCUAAUGUCCCAUGUGUGAGUUUGGUCAUUGUUAAAAUUUGGAAACAUACUACAUAUAUGCUGUAAAUCAACCUAUCUGAGAUUGUUGUGCCUUGUCCAUUGCUGCCUUGUUAUUUGUUUUGAGUCAUCUAUGAUGAGUCUUCAUUUGCUGACACUCAAACCCUAUAUUCCAUUAACACUCAUGCGCCAUUAGCAUGAAUAAUGCUUCUCAGGAGCUAAGUGUUGGUGGAUGGGGUUUGUGUGAGGGAUGCUUGGGGACAUUCUGAGAUGGUUGUGUGUACUUGCUUCUAUGUACUUGAUGCCUUCUUCUUCAUGCUUUGUUCAAUGAUGAAUUGGUUUAAGCAUAUCGAAUUUUACUUUUGUUGACGCAUCGGUAUCUAGGUGGUAAGAUUUUCCAUCUGAAAAUGAUGUGAUAUGCAUUCUUUCCACUUAGAUGACGAUGUGUUUAGAGAAGUGAUUUUGCAUAUGACUUUCUAAGUAUGUUGUAAGUAAAUACCUUGCCUUUGCUGCCUUGCUCAUGGCCUUGUUUUUUUGAGUUGUUCAAUGAUGAAAUGAUUUAGUAACUCGAAUAUUACAUCUUUUGACGCAUCGGUUUCAAAAUGGGAAUAAAUUCCAUCUGAAAAUGAUGUGAUAUUCAUUCUUUCCAUUUUGAAGCUGAUGUGUUUAGAGUUGUGAUUUUGCAUGUCCUGAGUUUCCUACACUUUUAGUAUCCUCUGUCAAAUGGAGUGACUUUCCUUUCCCAUUUCUGUUUGUGUUAGUCAUUCACUCCAUUUGGGAGGAGGAUAUUAAAGUUUAGGAUUCAAUGAUGAUGAACACAUACAAACUGAGAACAACAUGUCCCCAUGCUUUGCCUUGGCUUGAAAAUGAAUUCAUGUGUUGCCUUGAAAACAUAAAGUUGUCCCCUUAAUGGUUUAAGGAAUGGCUGACUCAUUAAAUUGGUGUUUUGUGUUUCAAUUACAACUACAAAUAAGAAACAUGAUUGUGAAUAUGAUGAACAAAAACUAAACUAUGAUUGUGAUAACCUAGUUAUUGUUGCCUUGUUGAUGCUGUCUUGUUCAUAUUGCCUUGUGCAUUGCUGCCUAGUUAUUGUUGCCUUGUUGAUGCUGUCUUGUUCAUAUUGCCUUGUGCAUUGUUGCCUUAUGAUUUUGACUUAUCCUGAAAUCAUAUGUUAAUAUGCAAUGUACAUGUUCCCUUAUGAUUUUGAAUAAUCCUGAAAUCAUAUGUUAAUAUGCAAUGUACAUGAAUAACUACAAAUAUGUGAGUAUGAUGAACAAAAACUAAAGAUUAACAACAACAAAUUGAUUCAUUCAUUCUUCCAGUUGAUAUGUUGCUUCCAAAAUGUUUUAAAUACAUGUGAUGCUUUCAUUCAAGCUUACAAAAGUGACAUUUUGUUUGCUCUUGUAACUUUUAAAACAUGUUCCCAAAACACAAAAAGUAAUCUCUCGUUCUUGCUCUAUACUUCACUGAUUUGCUCUCCAUUCAUCAACAAGUUGUUUGCAUUCAUUCACAGCCCACCUUGGGGCCUUAACUUGUUCUGGCAGAUUCCCCUCAUCUUCUAAAAUCUUUUUCUUGUUGUGUGGGAGUUGGUAGUCAUUGUCCCCCUUGUGUUUCAAAAUUUCAUUUCCAACAUAUUGAAGUGACAUCCACACAUUAGAUAGAGUCUUUGCAUGCAGUUCAUUAUAUGCCUCAGUCACAGCACCACUUAAAUCUUCAACUGUUUUAGGCAUCUUUUUGUGCAUUAGUGAUUGAAUUGACCUAAAGAACCCCAAGUCUAAUAUGUUACAAUCUGGACUGUUUGCUGGCUGCUGAGUCAAUAUCAAUGUGAAGCCAUCUUGCUUG
Messenger RNA from Spinacia oleracea (spinach), 3758 nucleotides. RefSeq lists its product as uncharacterized. The transcript has 2 exons. Lineage: Eukaryota; Viridiplantae; Streptophyta; Magnoliopsida; Caryophyllales; Amaranthaceae. The record is from RefSeq and is a predicted model, not a curated record. Bases 239 to 706 code for a protein of 155 amino acids.